AUGGAGCCUUAUACCAUCGACCCCGAAAAGCAAUGGAGUAACACUUUGAAAAUUCUUCCACAGUUUGACGCCUACCGGGUGGCCUACAAACAUGUGAACAACCAGCCAAUCCAUGCGUUCUUUGUUAUUCCAAAAAGCCUACCACCUGGGCCACGGCCGUUGUUGGUCAGGUUUCAUGGUGGUGGAUGGACAGAAGGAGAGGCAGAUGCAUCGCUGAGACCAUUUUUCCUCGAGUUGGCACUCAAAUACGGGGCUGUGGUCCUCGCCCCAGACUAUCGUCUUCGGCCUGAACAUGAGAUGGUAGACGGCAUCAACGACGUCCGUUCAUUUUGGAAAUGGGUCGAGCAGGAUGCGCAGAGCGUCCUGCAGAAAUCUAUCCCGGCACUUGAGCUGGAUGUGAAUAACCUGCUAAUCGGUGGUGAGAGCGCUGGAGGCUACCUCACGGCGCAGACAGCAUUGCUAGGGAUGACCAAACUCUCUAUUAAGGUUCUUUUCAUACAGUAUCCUGCACUGGACCUCAAAGAUGCAUUUGACAUACCAGAAGAUCCCACUUCCCACCCAGCAUUCACGCCGCGUAUUCCAUACUCUCUGGUUGAGGAUCACUUGGCAGCCUUAGAGCCUGGAGCAAUUUGCUAA
Molecule: messenger RNA, 636 nt
Organism: Exophiala bonariae
Lineage: Eukaryota; Fungi; Ascomycota; Eurotiomycetes; Chaetothyriales; Herpotrichiellaceae
Exons: 3
Coding region: 1-636 (211 amino acids)
Molecular function (GO): hydrolase activity
Source: RefSeq, a predicted model, not a curated record